AAACGUCACUAGUCGUUCGACAUUUGAGUUUAUGUUGAUACUGUUUGGUCAGUCACUAACUUGUCAGAGUAAACGAAUCUUUCUUGAUCUCUGUGCAGAAUUUCAAAAAGAUGUUUGUUUCUUAUUCUGCAGCACAAUGUUAGCAAGACACCAAUCCCGUAAAACGUGGGAUCUGAGAAAUUCUCGUUGAGAUGAUUUAGAUGCUAAUCCGAUUGCUGCAAACGUGGAUCCAAUUGAUAAUCAAAACAUAAAGCAAAACAAUAUGGCCACAUCAAUGAAGAAUCCAAUCAGAAAUCAAUUCAAAAAUCGUAAAGUGAAUCUGGCCGGUGACACUACAAAGCGAAAGAAAGUUUUAUCGUCCUCAUUGAAUCGGGAGAAUAUAACGAGGCCUACACAAGCGAAUAAAAAGAAUUCGCCAUUAAAAAAACGACUCAAGACCUGCGAAAUUCACGAGCACCACAAUUUGCCGAAAGCGUCGCACAAUUCCGAUGAGAAUUCGUACAAUCAGAGAAAACAAAUCACAUCGUCGAUGGCAACGCUGUGCAACAUCGGAAACACAUGCUACCUAAAUUCGAUUGUUUACACGUUGCGAUUCGCUCCUCGCUUUCUGCACAAUCUUCAUCAUGUCUGUGACAAUCUUUUGGAAAUUACGCCGCGAACGAAUCUUCAAAUUACCACCGAAAAACUGCACGAACUGUACACACAUUUGUAUCGAAACGAAGUGGGUGAAUCCACGGAAGCAUUUCACACUGAAACAUUCCUCAACGCUGUUCAGGAUGUUAGUUCCAUAUUUGAGGGCAAUCAACAGCAGGACGCUCAUGAGUUUUUGAUGUGUGUGUUGGAUAUUAUACGGGAAACUUGCAACUCAUUAACAAAAGUCGUAACGGAAUGUCCGGAUAUUGUAGCAAAUGGUUUUGUCGAUUUUUUUACGGAGAAUUUCGAGGGGAUCACAUGUUCGUCGACGAAAUGUUUAAGCUGUGAGACAAUAACUGAACAAAAGGAAACAAUGAUCGAUUUGUCAGUGCCUAUAACCAGCUAUAAAAAUAUUGACCAACAAGAAGAUCCCAAUUUAUUUAUUCAGAAUUUGUGCAUUACCCGUGAACAACUCCGUGGCGAAAAUAAGUAUCGAUGUGAAGAGUGCACUGGUCUCACUGAAGCGAUUCGUACAGUAUCUUAUCCCAAACUUCCGCGCCUGCUAAUCAUUCAACUGAAACGAUUUUCCGGUGGAAAGAAGAAAAUCAACAACUACAUCCCAACGCCAUUCAAUUUACAAUGCUUUUGUUCGAAGUGCUGUACGCUAUCGGAAGCGGAGAAACAUCACUCCUAUCGGCUGUACAGUGUUAUCACUCAUGUGGGGGCUACGAUAUCCGGUGGACACUACAUCGCCUACACAACAUCAUUAGAUUUGACAAAUGGAAUUGAUAACACUGUUUCCAAUGGCAGCAUUUCUUGUCAAAGUGUCAGUUGCUGUGAUUUUCUUAUGAAAAAUUGUCCUGGAACUAGUCUGAGUAGGUAUAGUAGUAUAUCGGAACAUUUGCGACACAAUAGUUACAUCAAUAAUCCGUCGAAUUCGUCGCUGAACGACAACUCGGAGCCACUGUGGUUCAAAUGUGAUGAUGAUAAAAUCAAAACAAUGACACAACGCGAAUUCGAGGAUUUGCUUAAGAAGGGGAAAACUAUCACGCCCUAUUUGCUAUUUUAUGCUAGAGUUGAUCUGCGAUAGCAGGCUUCGUUGCAAUCGAUUUAAUUUUAAUCCUUUUUUUUCCUUUUUUAUCAGGCCUGGCAUUUUAAAUUAUUUGUUGUUUUAUGCAUCCG
Molecule: messenger RNA, 1815 nt
Organism: Bradysia coprophila
Lineage: Eukaryota; Metazoa; Arthropoda; Insecta; Diptera; Sciaridae
Biological process (GO): regulation of DNA repair; protein deubiquitination
Cellular component (GO): nucleus; cytosol
Molecular function (GO): cysteine-type deubiquitinase activity; cysteine-type endopeptidase activity
Source: RefSeq, a predicted model, not a curated record